GGGGAGUGAUUUAUUUUGUGCCUUCUCAAUCGUACGUGGGAGCUUCCGCUUCGCAUGUGAUGUGCAGUUGUUUAAUUUGUUCUGUAGUUCAUAUUGCCUAGAAAAAAGCAUGCUCCGCCUCGCCCGCGCCCUGCGUGGGGCGGUGGGCAAAUGCCCCGUGUUGGCGGUGGAACCUAAGCAGCGCCGGAUGUACCCGCUCAACAUUAUGUACGGUAUAUCAACAACUUGAAGAAGGACGAGUUAACCUUAAAUUUCUGUUUAUUUCCCAUGGGAUGGCAUGAUGACAAAGAACGAUUUUUUCCUUUAAAUCUCUGCGUUGCAUAAACAAAUGUUGAAAUCAGGAUGUGAACAAACAAAAUCCUGUCCAGGUGGCGCCCACCAGACGCCGAACGUGGGUGUGACUCAGGGCGGUUGGUACAUUGGUUACCAGAGUGAAGUAGAAAGGAGUCCAAGUCCUUCUAAGUAGCGCAGAAAGCAAUGCAUAGUUGCCAUGUGAAGCAGGAGCUUUGCAGCAACAAAAACCUACUCCUGCAUCAUGCAGAAGACCGAAGCGAAAUUUGUGUUGCAGACAGAGGCAUGAAAGUACUUAUAAAAAAGUUGGACCAUGCAAACAGAAGAUCUCAUAUUUCGCAGCAUUCCUCAACCCCAACUGGGCCGGGGCAUUCUAUUUCACCUUGAUAUCUGAUGGGGGAUGUUCUGGGGUUACUACUACUGGUUUAUCUUCUACGCGCAAUAUGCCUCCAGUAUGAACCCAGACGUGCGGUUUGACGGGAGCCAGUUCACCGGGCAAUAUCAGUUGAAAAUUUUGGGAAGGAGCCUUAGACAAGUGAGUGCUGUCAUUGUCUAGUCCUGCAUGUGGUCUAAUCGUAGAAGUAUCGAAUGCGUAAGUAGCAUGUUAGCAUUGCAGUGUCUAUAAAACGGUACGAAUCUACUUCCAGUGCAUCGACGAAGGCAACAAGUUGCAUUUCUACUCAAAAUUUUAUGUCUGCAUAGUCAGCGGCUUUUCUUCGGAAGCCGGUACGACGAGCCGGCGGAGUGGGUGCGGGUGUUGCCCCUGUCACCGGAGGCGCCAAAGUGAAGGAAAUCGAAACCAGUUCGAGGACUGUCAUUGCGGGGAGACAUCACAAAGAAUUAUGUCUCAAAUUUUCUGUAUAGCGAGGACGCAAAUCAGUAAGCAGGGACGUUACAACGGCUUCUAGCUGUGAACAAUUGUGCGAUGAUCUGAAGAAGGAGCAACAUAGUAUAGCAGUUUGAGCAGUUUGAAACUACAACCGGUAAUAUUCUCUACUUCGAAUAGAGACGACACUGGCGACAGAAUCAUUCUGUCGCCACAGACAGAAACCGCAUGAUUUGCAAACAGCUGUUGCAGAAGAGAGUUCUGAAAAUUGUGUUUCGACCUCCUCGAGGAU
Messenger RNA from Amoebophrya sp. A120, 1409 nucleotides. The record is from the annotation of a GenBank genome assembly. Lineage: Eukaryota; Dinophyceae; Syndiniales; Amoebophryaceae.